CAUUUUGCCCUCACACCCCCCUUUGCAAAGUCAACCAAACUGUUGUUUUAGCCACGCCCCCUUGGAAUCCACACAGUCGACGGACGGCUCGGUCUAGCCAAUCAGAUCCGCGUAUGCAGAGACAAUGAUCUCUCUCCACCAAUCACAGACACCGAGGGGGCGGAAGUACCACAGAGAUGAAGUUUGACGCGUUUAUUUGGCUCCCAGUGCUAGACCACUGAGUCAACGGAGCGCUUUCACUGGGUACCAGUAGGCUUGUGUCGGGUAUUAAGACCGUGGAGGCGUUCAAGAGCUUAUCAGCAAUGGUGCCAUCCCGCUUUUGAAGUUUUCCAAAGGAUGCAUGCAACACGUAGCCCUUCAUCCAUCGCGACAGGUGUUUCAGGAGAUGCCUUGGACCUCAGCUUGUCCGGCUCCCAGCUUUCCAUGUCCAAAAGACCCAGCAGUGCGUCACCUGGGAAACUCUUCUCUCGGUCCGUAUCGGUGUCUGUGGCGGGCGACAGCAGAGGAAAACGCAACACCCUGAGUGAUGCCAGCUUUGGUAGCUCCCGCUCCAUCAAGAACCUCAGGCGGUCCAACAGCACCACGCAGGUUAAUCAGCAGGCCAACAUCAGUUCAAGUCAGGACCAGAGUGAGGACUACCUGGCCCUGUUCGACAGCAGCUCAGAUGGACGCAAGAAACUGGCCAGCCUCAGCAAAGCCUCACCAGACAGAACCACAUGGAACAUCCUGGACGAUCAGCCCAGAGCUUUCUCUCUGCACUCGAGCUCCCGCAGCACCGGCAGCGUGGACUCUCCCACCGGCCUGAAGAAAAGAGAGCCUGGCAUCGCUCUGGCUGCCACCUUCACCGCCAACAACAGGAGCAACAAGGGAGCUGUGGGGAACUCUGUCACCACCAUCUUACACAACAACUACUCUGAGAAACCACUCACGCCCAAGAGCUCCAACCAGAGGCCGUCAUUUAACAACAUCCUGAAGGCCACAGCAAACGACGAGGUGUCACAAGACAACAGCUCCCUGACAAAGUCCCAGAAGAAUUUCUCUUCGGCUUCCUCCAGCUCCAACAACAGAUCUCCGGUGUCGGCUCAGCGCGGCAGCCCCGUCCCGUCUAGAAGGAGGGAGGUCACCGAGGAGGAGGCCGAGAGGUUUAUUCAGCAGGUGAACCAGGCGGCAGUCACCAUCCAGCGCUGGUACAGACGCCAUACCAAGAGACAGCACACUAACCAGGCGGCACUCAAACGCAUCCUCGCCAGUAAAAGAAAGGAGUGGGAGGAGAGAACGGAGGAGGACAGUCGCCCGGAGCAGCAGCAGCAGAAAAAGGACGAGGACAGGAAAAGGAUUCGUGAGGAGAAAGCUCGCCAGGCCCGUCUGGCUGCCAUCCAGGAGCUGCAGCAGAAGAGAGCUAAGCGGGCUGCAGAGGCUCAGCAUGCAACAGAGGUGGAGCUGGAGAGUCUGAGGCCGACUGGUGUGGCUGGACGCAAGAAGCCGCCCAAGAUUUCUCCCACCAACAAAGGUCCAGCAUCACCGGGCAACAACAGCCCGAUGUCCCCCACUGAUGUGAAAGCUAAGAACACAGACUCCAAUUUGAACGUAACGGCUGACUUAAUUGAGCUGAGCUUCAGGGCCAUUUCCCCAGCUUCGUCCAAUCACAGAGGCUCUCAGUGUUCUCAGCAUCAGGAGGACAGAGUCGAGGUAGACGUCUGUCUGGUGCAGCAGCAUCAGCAGAACGACAGGAAAUUGAUUCGUAAAGAGAAAGCCCGUCUGGCCCGCCUCGCUGCCACCCAGGUGAACACACCCGAGGAGCUGCAGCAGAAAAGAGUCCAGCGGUCUGCAGAGGGUCAGCAUGCAGCUGAGGUGGAGGUGGAGAGUCUGAGACAAACAGGUGUGGUAGGACGCAGGAAGCAGCCCAAGAUUUCUCUCACCAACAAAGGUCCAGCCUCACCGGGCAACAACAGCCGGACGUCAUCCACUGAUGUGAAAGCUAAGAACACAGACUCCAAUCUGAAUGUUGCUGCUGAGUUCGGCGAGCUCUCCAGCUUCAGAGCCGUUUCCCCAGCUCUGUCCAAUUGCAGAGGUUCCCAGUGUUCCCAGGAGAUCCUGCAGAGGUCGGUGAGUGUGGAGGACCAGCGGCAGGGCGCUUUGUCCAGCAGGGCUCCGUCUAAAACCACCCUCAACGAGCUGCUGGACACCCUGAAGCUGCUGGAGGAGGAGCCACAGCGGCUGUCAGAGCCAAAGUGCUACAGCAAAGACAAAUACGCCUGGAUAGAUGAGGACGGAGACUCCACCUCUCUGACCACGGACAACCUGGAGCGUCACGGCCAGCUGAGCCACCAUCCCGCGCUGCCGGACGGGGGCGCCCUGCUCUCCGAGGCCAAGCUGCAGAGCAUCAUGAGCUUCCUGGACGAGAUGGAGAAGUCUGAACAGGAGAGGCCGCGCUCGGUGACCUCGGGGUCGCACAGAGAGGCCGUGUUGUCGGAGGAGGAGCUGGUUGGCGUCGAGCAGGCGUCUGCCACCGCCGCCGAAGUCUCCGGCUCCAUGAUGAGAAUCAAGCUGGAGCUGGAGGAGAAGAAACGCACAGUCAACAUGCUGCAGACCGCACUGAGCCAGCAGAGAGAGCUCACUGUCAGACACGUGAAGGAGACCGAGAAGGAGCUGAGCAGAAACUUCCAGCUCCAGAGGGAACAAUAUGAAGCCACCAUCCAGAGACACCUCACCUUCAUUGAUCAGCUGAUCAACGAUAAAAAGCUGUUGAGUGAGCGCUGUGAAGGAGUGGUGGGAGAACUGAAGCAGGUGGACCAAAAGUACACCAAGAAGAUUGCACAGAUGCAGGAGCAACAUGAAAUGGAAAUCAAGAAGUUAAAAGAGCUCAUGAGCGCCACGGAGAAGAUCCGCCGGGAGAAAUGGAUCGACGAGAAAACCAAGAAGAUCAAAGAGAUCACUGUUAAAGGUCUGGAGCCAGAGAUCCAGAAGCUGAUCUCCAAGCACAAACAGGAGCUGAAGAAGCUGCGGACGCUCCACGAGGCGGAGCUGCUGCAGGCAGACGACCGGGCGGCGCAGCGCUACGUCCGCCAGUGUGAGGAGCUCCGCCAACAGCUGGAGAGGGAGAAGGAGGAGCAGUGCCAGAGAGAGAGGGAGCUAUCCAAACAGAGAUACGAGAAGCAGCUUCAGGAGGAGGAGCUGUCGCUGCAGCAACAGAGGAGGCGUCUCUACAAGGAGGUUUCCGACGAGAAAGAGAGGCUGGCUCAGCUGGCUGCAAGGCAGCGGGCCGAGCUGGAGGAUCUGCGGAGGCAGCUGGAGGAGAACAGCUCUCUGGCUGGGAGGGCCCUCCGAGAAGAGCUGGACAAGACCCGAGAGGAGCAGGAGAGGAGGCACCAGGUGGAGAUGAAGGCAUUACAAGAACGUUUGGACAUUGAAAAGCAGACGUGGGAAGAAAACUACAAGAAAAAAGAGGAAGCGUGGCUGCUGAGCCGCGAGCGAGAGCUGAAAGAAGAACUGCGACGAGGACGCGACAAGGAGAUCGAGCUCGCCAUCUGGACGCUGGAGGAGGAGACCAGCAAGGACAAGGAGGAGUGUGAGAGGGCAGCUGACAACAGGGUGAAGCGUGUGAGGGAGAAGUACGAGGCCGAGCUGAAGGAGCUGGAGCGCUCUGAGAGGGCGGCUGUGGAGAAGCAACAAGAGCUGAGGAGGCAGCAGAUGGAGGCGGAGGGAGAGCUGAUCCGACUGCAGGCCGUCCUCCGACAGAAGGAACAGGAGACCGAAGACGUCACUCAGACCAGGGACAAGCUGGUGGACGAGCGCCGCAGCCUGGCGGAGGUGAUACGGCAGGAGUUCGCCGACCGGCUGGUGAUGACUGAGGAGGAGAACCGCAGGAUGAAAGUGGAGGUGUCAGAAGUCAGAGCGAGGCUCCGGCUGGAGGUGGAGAGGGUCACCAGGGAGAAGGAGGAGGAACUGGCUGAAGUCCACCAACGAGUGAAGUCGGCCAUCUUGAAGAAGGAGGAAACUGUCAGUCAUCUCCGGAAGCAGCACGAGGCUGCCCUGAAGAGGGCGGAUCACCUGGAGGCCCUGUGGGAGCAGCAGAGGAAGCAGCUGCUGGGGAAGUGACUGACCGGAGGGCUCUAUCCGUCUGGACCCCCCCCCCCCUCUUUUCUGAGCUCUAUCCGUUGUGUCGCUGAAGCCACCACCUGAUUUCAGAUUUUUUUUCUUUGGAUGUUGUUCCCCGCCAGCAAGACUGAACCUGUGGAGCGUCUGAAGGUUGAACAAGUGACUGAACCUUGUCCUACCUCAUUUCAUUUGAAAAACACAAAGUGGAGAAAUGCACUGGGCCUCACUGUAAAGCCCCCCCAUGUUGUGUUGGAACUUCCCUCAUUUGAAUGCCACAGACCAGGUGUCACCGAUUCUUCUUCUUUCCUUUCCCGAGGAGGACUGCUUCAUUUUUUUGUGACUGUACACCCCCGCCCCCCCUUUUCCUCUGGAGCAGGAAUGCCUCCAUGUUCCCCACAGAGCUGCCACGGAGAACGGUUCCAGAUGUUUCUAAAAACCUGCACUGGUGUUACGUGGGAGGAGGUGGGGAUAGGUAUGGGGAGGAGGGUUGCUCUUUCUGGAGGACCACUCACAACCAAGAACUGGGAUCAGUCAGCAUGAGAGCUACAGCAUUAGCUUCUGUUGGCACCAAGUGGAGCUCCUGGUGCCCUUCUUUUAUCUGCUGAGUCAUGUGUUUUGUCCCAGUGCCCCCUCAAGGCGAGUGCUAAUUACAGGAUCUAUAACCUCUCCCUCACUGCAGCCCCGUGUCUCGCUCUGAACAGGUUAAGUGUCUUAAACCGAACCGUUAAGAUACAAGAAAGAAGUACUAACCCCUCGUUUACAGGCUGAAGUUAGAACGCGUGUAGGAUGUUGCUAGAAAGAGCCACUGGAUGAGUGGACAACUUUUAAGAAAAGGAAAAAGGACCAGGGAAGAAAAACGGGACGUCUGAUGACACGUUUGAGGUCAAGGACAGAUGAUUGCAGGUUUUGAAAAGUUUCUGAAUGUGAGGAAGAAAGGAGGAGAGAGGAUUGGAGGGGGGAGGAAGGAGGAAGGAGGAAGGAGGAAGGAAUGCGCAUAGAAAAUGUUUAUAGGAUUAGGAAGGCAGAGCCGGGACAGAGCAAGGUGGUAGGAGGGUCUGAGGGCGCACGAGGCAUGUGACCAGAGGUAUGUUUCACCGCUCUGCUUCAGAAGCUGCACUGUGACAAAACACACCAAACACACACACACACACACACACACAUGUAAACUAUCUGUGUUUGGAUGUUUAGUAUUUCUCUCGGGAGCCUCCUGCUCUCUGCACUUGUGUAUUUCAUUGAGUUUGCUUCUUUUCUAAAUUCUUAACCCUGACAUUGGUUUAUGAUGUGUGGAAGCCUCUCACUAAAGGUCUUUGUGGAUAAGAUUUCAGUGGGUCCAUAGUCCCUAGCAUUAGAUUUAGUGGGGGUGGAGGGUUCCGCAGAGAGAAACUCUAAACCUGGAAGUGAAGCCUGUUAUUUAGGUGCAAACAUGAUGUGAAAAGACCACAAGGCCCCAAAUUAGACCUCACAUUUAUAAAAUAUUUAUUCAGUUCAUCUUUUCUUUAUUUAUUUCCCAUCUUAGCGCUCUUACACAACCUUUUGUAGUGUAAUUGGUCCACAGAAAGGCCAAGCAUUUGAAGUAUUCUUCUCUGAAAGCUAGUCGGCCCAUCAGGUGUUUUUACUGUUACUCAGCAGAACGUCUGAGCGCCACGCUGAAACCUUAUAACUAUGCCAUUUGUAGAUGGUUUAAAUACAGUACGUCAGGUUUUUUCUGACAAUGGAAGUUGUCCAAGCCACAAUGUAAAGGGUUCACAUGAAGUGUAACGUAGUAAAAAGGGUAGGAGUAGUGCAGCUUUAUGGGUAAUGUGGUUUCUGACCCGAGGCAAUAAAUCAGAGUGAUUGUCACAUCGGCCAAAUCAAUUCCAAGCCUAGUAACGGAGCAGAAAUAAAACAAAAAAUAACCCAGAAUGGAGGUCGGUCAGCGAGACGGGAGGUGGUUGAUGUGUGUCACACGUCGCUGUGAGUUUCACGCCCCGCUGACUGAGAUCCACUUUGAGUCACGAGGACUUUGGUGUGGAGGCCCGAAGGCCUGGAAGCGACCACAGUUUGCUCUGCCGCUGUUGGCACAGCCGGCGGUGGCGAUGCGAGCUGGCAUUCCUCGCGCAUGCCCGUCCUACAAGUGCCAACGCGCCUUGCCUUUGUGUGCAUGUGUGUGUUUGUGUGCCAGCGUUCCUCCCGUUUUGACCUGAGAUGACCCUUGUGGUGUCAGAUACACACUCACACGCGCACAAGUUUUUUUUAUUUUUACUCAUUUGUAACUUUGUAUACAAACCAUUCCAUUCAACUGUUAUUGUUAUGAUUUUGAUCCAUUUCUACAUGUAUAGCCCUCUGUGCCCGAACACGAAGCUCUUGAACACACUGUUUUGUUUUUUUAAAAUCUUGUUUUAGUUUAGUUUUGAUUGUUAAUCGUGGUGAUGAUGAUGGUUUUUAGAAAACUGUGAAGAAGAUGGUGAUCUAUCCGCAAAAAGAGAAAUAAAAAAA
Molecule: messenger RNA, 6573 nt
Organism: Anoplopoma fimbria (sablefish)
Lineage: Eukaryota; Metazoa; Chordata; Actinopteri; Perciformes; Anoplopomatidae
Gene: cep131
Product: centrosomal protein 131
Exons: 29
Coding region: 337-4098 (1253 amino acids)
Biological process (GO): regulation of centrosome duplication; intraciliary transport involved in cilium assembly; cilium assembly
Cellular component (GO): centriolar satellite
Source: RefSeq, a predicted model, not a curated record